Molecule: messenger RNA, 1449 nt
Organism: Helianthus annuus (common sunflower)
Lineage: Eukaryota; Viridiplantae; Streptophyta; Magnoliopsida; Asterales; Asteraceae
Product: ATP-dependent DNA helicase pif1-like
Exons: 2
Coding region: 1-1449 (482 amino acids)
Biological process (GO): telomere maintenance; DNA repair
Molecular function (GO): DNA helicase activity
Source: RefSeq, a predicted model, not a curated record
AUGAGUAUGCUAAACGAUGAACAACGGUCUGUUUUUGAAGAAAUACUGAAAGCCGUUGACAGUGACACAGGUGGUGUAUUCUUUGUCUAUGGAUAUGGUGGAACCGGUAAAACCUUCUUAUGGAAGACAUUGUCGGCAGCAAUUAGAUCUAAAGGUCAAAUUGUAUUAAAUGUCGCAUCAAGUGGAAUUGCAUCGUUGCUACUGACUGGUGGCAGGACUGCACACUCCCGGUUUCAUAUUCCUUUAAAUCUUACUGAGGAUUCAGUUUGUCAUAUAAAACCAGACAGUGACACAGCUAGAUUACUACAUGAAACCAAGUUAGUUAUAUGGGAUGAAGCCCCAAUGGUUCAUAAACACGCCUUCGAAGCUUUGGAUAGAACGAUGAAUGACAUAUUCAAUAUGGACACUUCCAUAGGUUCUGAAAUAUCAUUUGGAGGUAAGGUUGUUGUUUUUGGUGGUGAUUUUAGACAAAUUCUUCCUGUUGUCCCCAAUGGUGGAAGACAAGAGAUAGUGAAUGCCUCGCUAUGUUCGUCAUAUUUGUGGAGUAAAUGCAAGUUGCUAAGGCUAACAAAAAACUUGAGAUUAACCAUUGGACGCUCUACAUCGGAUAUUGAAGAAAUCAAUAAUUUUGCCAAGUGGCUUUUGGAUUUGGGUGAGGGAAAUGUUGGUUGUCCUAAUGACGGGGAAGCAACAAUUGAAAUACCACCGGAUCUUCUAAUUAAGGACACCUCUGAUCCCAUUUCAUCUUUAAUUGAUUUCGUUUAUCCUUCAAUUUUAGAUAACUACAACAACCAUAACUACUUUAGCGAGAGGGUUAUACUUGCGCCUAAGAACGAGGUUGUGGAUGAGAUAAAUGACAGGUUGUUAGAGUUAUUCCCAGGCGAAGAAAGAGAGUAUCUAAGCUCCGAUAGUUUGCCUAAUCAUAGGUUAGUACUCAAAGUUGGUGUGCCAGUAAUGCUAUUACGUAACAUUGACCAACAAAAUGGUUUAUGCAACGGUACGAGGUUACAGAUAAAAAGAUUAUACAACCGUGUCAUAGAAACAGAAAUCAUAUCUGGAGGAAAUAUCGGCACUCGCACCUACAUACCGAGACUUAAUUUGAUACCUUCAGACAAAAAGAUUCCUUUUGCGUUUCAAAGGAGGCAAUUUCCGAUAGCUGUGUGUUUUGCGAUGACUAUCAACAAAAGUCAAGGGCAAUCGUUAUCAAGGGUUGGUCUGUACUUGAGACAACCUGUUUUUACGCAUGGUCAGUUGUAUGUGGCUUUAUCAAGGGUAAAAACCAGAGACGGGGUCAAAUUGUUUAUAUUAGACAAGGACGGCAAACCUACCGAUAAAACAUCAAAUGUCGUUUAUAAGGAAGUGUUAACAAAUUGUGAACUUUGUCUUCUUUGUUUGUUUUCAAUUACGUGUAAUGUUGAUAAAGAUGUUCGUAGUUCAACGUUUAUUUAA